GCCAUAACUUGCAUUGUUCCAUUCAUUUAGACAGUCAGGUAACGCGUCAACGCAGGACAACCGCGCUGGCCGCGCUGGCUCUAGAGCUAAGUUCUGCGUACUUCAUCUCAUGCUCCAAUUGAAGCCUAUAUAUGUUGCAACACUAUUGGAUGACGCUUCGGCGAGUCUGCAGCGUUUCAGUCAUUUUCUGUAGUUUGCUCCUUCUUCGUGUGGACGCGCUGACGGAGAAAUGGAUGGGCCUCGACCAUAUGAACAGAACGCGCAACCGCCCAGAGCUGGGAUGGGACUGGGGUCACACUUGGAGCACCGUGGACGUGAACCGACAACCAGUCAGUACACUGCUCUCCAGCGUGUUCGGCGGAUACCGGUUUACGCUACCCAAGCUGCAGUUGCAACGCGGAACGGCGUACAUCGGUGCCGCUUCGCGGCUGCGCCGCCUAGUGAAGGAGUUGCUGCUGCCGCACGGUCAGAAGACGAACUUCAAGGUUGCAGUCAUAGGUGGCAGUAUAAGCUGGGGGCAGUUUACCAGCAAACGCGGCGAGACCGAUUGGUUUAGCACAUUUACACGAUGGAUGAUCUCCGCAUUCCCGCGCGCCAAUAUUACGGGCCGCAACGGGUGCACACCAGGCGUGCCCACGCCGUACAUGAUCAUGUGCCUGGAGCUGAGCCUGGAUCCGGACGUGGAUCUGGUGAUCAUGGAGUACACGCUGAAUGAUGGCCUGGAUUCGGUGCUGUUCGGAAACCGCGUGGUCCAGGACAUGGAGCGCCUGGUGCGGCGGGUGCUGGCGCUCCCCAGCCGCCCGGCCGUAGUGCUGCUGCAGGUGCCCUCCUUCGGCAUGGCCAGCUACCGCGGCGGCCACCCCAAAAACAACGAGACCCCGCCGGAUGCAUAUGCGCACUUUUAUGAGACAUCCGAAGAUGCGCAGGUGGCCAUCUCGCAGUACUACGACGUACCGUACUUGUCGCUGCGUACCGCACUGUACCGCCUGGCUGCACACAAGUCUGUACCCGGCUUCCUAUGGGAGGACGUGUUCGUGGACCACCACCCCGGCGACCACGGGCACAAGGUGAUGGCGGACCUUAUGGUGCACCUGCUGCAGCGCACCGCCGUGGGCCUACUCAUUGAGCCGUAUGGAGCCCCGGACGCAGAGGCUGCGGCAGAGGCCCUGCCGGAACCCAUGUAUGACGGCAACACCGCACCCAACACAACCAUGUGCCUGGUGGGCGACGCGUUCAGGUCACAACUGGUGUCUGCGCACGGCUUCGCGUGGGUCAAUGAGGGCACCGCCGCCAAGCCCAAGCCCGGCUAUGUGGCCACGCAGCCGGGCAGCCGGCUGCGGCUGCGGGUGGACACGGACCGCUCGUCACUGGGCAGCCCUCCGGGGGAGCGGGUGGCGCUGUACCUGCACCACCUGCGCUCCUACCAGCACAUGGGCACCGCCGCGCUGAGGUGCGUGUCGGGCUGCACCUGCUCCGAGGUGCGUGUAGACGCGCACAUCAAGGAUCGUGUGAGUCAGGUUUACCUGGUGAAGAUGGAGGUCAGCCAGUCGGCUGCCUGCGAGGUGGAGGUGGAGGUGCUGCCCGACAGCCGCAGUGGCGAGCACAAGUUCAAGGUGUCGGGCCUGGUAGUGGCGGAGCGGGCGGGGGACCAGUCGGAUGCCAUGGAACGAAUCAGCGGCGAUAACAAGGCGUUUGGGCUGCGGCAACACAACGGCGACGACGAGCAGAUGGUGAUUGCCAAAGGGGGCCAGUUCGGCAAAGCCGGUGGAGCCCGAAGCCGUGACUUCAGGAGGCACGGCAGGCGGAGACGACGCACGAGCAGGAGGCACGGCAGGUGACACCCAUGCCUGACGCCCAUCGCCCUUGCACGCAGGGCAUACAACGGAGGCAACGCAUAUGUGUGGUAUAGAAUAGUGUGUGCAAGCUUUACUAGGGUUCAAGGGGGGGCACACGGGGGGGGCAGAAGUCGCCUGAAUGUCUAGCCCGGUCUGUGGGAGGCUUGAGACGGCGGAGAAGAGGGAGCAGGCAAGGCCACGACGAGGAGUGUGUGGUACCGCCUGGCGUCAGCGCGCAUAUUGGAACCGGCCGGUGCAUGGGUAGGGUUCAGCAGGCGAGCACAGGGUGUGGCGGCUGCGGAAACUACCGCGGGUUUAAUGCAUGUGGUUUCGUGUCCGGACUGACUGUGCUUGGCCGCUGGACCAAGCGGACACCCGGCCUGGCAGUGCCUGCACAAACCGCUAUGUUCCAGAGGUACGGUAGUAUCAUACCUUCGGCCGUAGACUGAUGACAUGGAUGGUGUAGGCUCAGCCCGCUUUUCCCUUGGCACGUACGGGGACCCAAGCGGGGCCAACCUCUCUGCAAGAGGAGUUGUUGGUCGGGGGAGAGGGACGGCGUGGCACGUGAGGCAAGCUGCGAAGCUUGCGCGGGACGCCAACAAGCAAGACUGGUGAAGUGUGCACGGACGGGAAGUACGGUGUGUCAGACCCAGGUGUGCACCCUGGGCAAACCUGCGCUCUGUUCCGGUUGUCGCCUGUACUAGGCCAAACAUAUUGUUGCUUCGUGUGGGAACACGACGAGUGUGAUAGUGCCUUGGACGCCCCCUGUCGGCUGGGCAGUAACAGUCCGCUGGCAAGGUCGAGCUGUAAGAGGAGUUGAGGACUAGAAGCGCCAUCAGCCCAUGGCUCUACCCUGUGGCUGUGACCUGUGUGCUUUGCGUAUUGCUCCAGCUGUGACGUUGCACAGCGUGUCACCGUCAUUUAGCCGUACGGUACGUAGCGACCGGUCAUCUUCACUUCAACUCCAGCCUGUGAGGCUGUGAGCUGGCUGCCACGCUUGAGAGGCCCGAAGGGACAGGCCGUGCGGAGUCAUAUAGGGUGGCAAACUACGCUCAGUCGCGCUGUCCAACAAGUCCUACCAGUGCUAAGUGUUGAGCCCGGAGUGGAAUUGUGGUAAUGUGGUAUAGUGCGGUAUAGCGUGGACUUGCGGGAGAGCCACCUUAAGGGCAGGCCUCCCCUGGCCCCGUCAAUCCGCUUGGUGUGCGAUGGGACAGUGUCAAGGCAGGUUGGUGAAGUCCCGCAGGGUGCAGCUGGUUCCCAGACCCCAGGCAUCCGGUGGGUGUUGCAUUGCAAGC
Molecule: messenger RNA, 3130 nt
Organism: Chlamydomonas reinhardtii
Lineage: Eukaryota; Viridiplantae; Chlorophyta; Chlorophyceae; Chlamydomonadales; Chlamydomonadaceae
Exons: 18
Coding region: 249-1838 (529 amino acids)
Source: RefSeq, a predicted model, not a curated record